UUGUCGUAAACAUGACUGGAGAUAGCGACUACAACAAAUACGACAUGGCAGGGCUCCGGGCCGAACUGGAGCAAGAAAGAGAAAUGAAAGAAAUGCUUGAGGAGUCUGUGUCUGAUCUGCGGAACACUAUGUGUGAACUGCAACAAAGACUACACAGUGUUGACGGAGAGGAAAAUGAAUGGAAGACAAGGUAUGAGACCCAGGUAGAACUUAAUGGACAAUUAGAAAGACAGAUCUCACUCAUCCAUGAGAGACUGGAGGACCUGCAAGGAAACCCCAUAGAUCGAUUGGCCUCCAUUCGAUCUUAUGAUGAAAUGUCAAUAGAAACACUGAGACAGCGUUUGAAGCUUCUGACCGAGGAGAAGUCUGACCUCCAGAGUCAGCUGAUGGACUGUCAUCUCCAAAUUGAACAAGAAGGAAAGGCUUUUCGUAAAACAAAUGAUGAGAGGCGAGCAUAUCUAUCAGAAAUCGCAAAGCUGUCCUCCACUAUUGAGACCCAAAGGAGGCAAUAUCCCACUCAGCCACAGAGGGCGUCAGAGAGCAAACAGAGGAGAGCAAAGCAGACCAGCAGGAAGGCAGAGGCUGGUUCUAAGAGAGAGGAGACAGAAGAAGAUGGAGGAGGAGUGCAAGUGAUAGUAGGAGGAGGAGGAGGAGUAGGAGUGACAGCUGAGAGAAGAAAAGAAAAGAAAUCCCAAAGGGGAAGCAGGUUGCCUACCCUAAAGCGCUACCUGAAACACAACCUAACCUAGAGCUGCUGUUUAGAGAUGUGGCGAAGGCAGCAAUGCUGGUCUUUUAGGGUUUUAGAGGAAUUAUUUCAUAUAUUAUUUUAUCAUAUAUUCACAUAUUUUCAGUGUCAAAAUCAGAAAAUAGGGCAAUCCAAAUGGAGUAUUGUAAUAAUACCACAUCUAU
Molecule: messenger RNA, 909 nt
Organism: Sphaeramia orbicularis (orbiculate cardinalfish)
Lineage: Eukaryota; Metazoa; Chordata; Actinopteri; Kurtiformes; Apogonidae
Gene: ccdc169
Product: coiled-coil domain containing 169
Exons: 8
Coding region: 12-749 (245 amino acids)
Source: RefSeq, a predicted model, not a curated record